This is a messenger RNA of Mycena indigotica, 3126 nucleotides long. RefSeq lists its product as uncharacterized. Gene Ontology annotation, molecular function: DNA binding. NCBI's taxonomy places the organism in Eukaryota, Fungi, Basidiomycota, Agaricomycetes, Agaricales, Mycenaceae. Bases 1 to 3126 code for a protein of 1041 amino acids. The transcript is spliced from 12 exons. The record is from RefSeq and is a predicted model, not a curated record.
AUGCCUGCACCACCUCUUCGUCCCAUUUCCCCUGGAGGCACACGAUUCAGCAAAGAACAAUAUUUGGCUUCUCUAUUGGCCUGUCAUCGCAAGAAGGAGCUUCAUGCGGUCUGCAACGAGAGUGGCAUAUCAUAUGGUGCCAGUACAACCAUUUCCUUACUGCAACAACGAAUUCUCAACCAUUGGUACCCAACACCCCACAAAUCUAGCCGGAAAGGCAAUGCUAAUCCAAUUGCCCCUACAAUGCGACCAACUUCAUCGUCAUUUCCAGUGCAUCUUCAAGACAGCUCUUCUCCCGCGAUUCCACUUCUUGCCGACACUUCUCUAUCUUGUCUCGCCGAGGGCCCUGUAACAUCAACAGCAUUAGCAUCAGAUCCAGGUGCAAUACAAGAUACUCUCGAAGAUGAACGUAUUCGAGACGCUAUUCUUCAAAACAUUGAUGCAAACGCGGAGGAAAAUCUCGAUGAUCAUUUCGAGCCCACUGUCCAACGGCAAUCAGAGGAGAUUGGGGAGACUGAAGAUCAGCUUCUCAGGGAGUUUGGAGGCGACAACUCAUCCCUGGUGGAGAAUAUGUUAUCGGUGCCAGUCGAUGAUGAUGAAGAGCAAGACGGCGAAGAUCUGGAUGGCGAGACACCCGGUCUUGAUCUCACAAAUGACACCGACUAUGCACAAUUCCAAACCAAUACCCGAAUCAAUGCAGCUGAGCGAUUUGAGAUGAAUCGGCGAAAGGGUGGGCGGGAAGCUCAGGCUGCUGUCCAACGUGACUGGAAUCGCUGGCAUUCUGAAGCCCUUGCACACGGUCAAGUGCGAGACCAUAUCGUCGAUAACCAUGCACUACUGCUAUAUCUGAAACACACCGCCGAACGUCCUAAGCUUACGAGGAAUGGGAUGGUCAUCCCUCAUACUCGUGUGGGGGCAUCGCAUAUCAAGAAGUGCUAUUUCGGGGUCCUCCGCAUUCGAAAGUUGCAAGAGGCUGCUGAUCCCCAACUCAAGAUAACGCGUCCGUGCGGGGGUGGCCAUAUUAUAGAUACUGUUACAACCUAUAUGGACGAGGCACUCAACUGUGAACGUGCAGGCGACUGUGGCUCUGAAGACGCACCAGAUAUUGUCGCCAACACCAUGUUAUCGUCCGUCUCAGGCGAUGAAUUAGGUCUCAUUCGAAUCGAGCUACUCUCUCAUCGGAACUUGCGACAGGCUGUUUUUGGUUUAUUGGCCUGGAACUGUCAAUUUCAAAGCGGCAACAGAGGCGAUGACUUCCGUGCCCUCAAGCUCUGCGAGCUUCAGCCAUUUAUUUGGCUUCAUCCAAACCGUCGCACGAAUGUUUAUGCGGUGCUUGGUUGCCAAGGGGAAGAGAAGGCUGGUAAACGCGGGAUGAAAACGACCAAGAAUCCAGUCUAUACAACUUUCAUUGCCCAUCGUGACCCAGUUCAAUGUUCACUGGUCUCCAUCGCUAUCUAUUUCCAUUGGCUUUUCGAUUAUUACAAGCUAUGUGAUAAAUUCGAGAUCGACUGGACGCACAAUUCAUCAUGGCGAAAGGUUGUUCAUAUUCUGAUGGCUUAUUCUGUUGUACUAACCGAUUUUCUUUUCCUAAAGUUUCGUGUCCUGUUUGGUAAUGACCCCAAAGCGGCCUAUUCCGAUUCCGCACUAUAUAAUCUGUAUGCGAAGGCAUUCAAGGCUGUCGGCUUUGAGUCGUCGAUGAAGCAACAUCUUCCACGACAUCUACUUUCAUAUCUUCAAGAGGUUCAAGGUGUCGAACAUCAACAAACGGAAAAGUUAGGUUGGGGACGAGGGACGGUAUUCGGAACAACUUACUCCGUUCAAAUACCAAAGCAGGCAGUUCUUGGAUGUGCGGGUUAUAAAGACUUUGAGGCCUAUGACCCAGUCUGGCGGCAUGUACAUGUUCCGCCGGAGUUUCUAACCCAUCUAUAUCCAAUGGCUGAAGAAAUUAUACCCCAAGUCAAGAAUAAACGAAAUCUUAAGGGUGUUACCAAUUUCUGGGAGAUGUCGCAAACUCUCCGCACAUAUUUCUUCCAAGGUGCUGCCGCGAUUUACCAGGUCCUCCCAAAAUCUGCCAUUUUCCGUCUUCCUGCGCUCGACAGACCCGAAGUCAUCCAUUGGAUGAAGAACAUCUAUCCGGCGGAGCUAGCAUCCCUCACAGCAAGUCUGAUGUCAACGCCUGAGGAUCUGGCAGUCAUCGCCGAUUCUGCACUAAAACGCCAUCUCGAACAACAAUCAACGCAUCUAAAUCUUGUCUCACUGCGCACCGAACAACUCGCUGGAGUAAUAGAGAGUAUGAGGGAGGUUAUGAUGCGGAGGACCAACAUACUGUCGCCUUCAAAAGGCUUUCAAGCCAAGACAUAUGCUCGCCGCGUUCAUGAGUCAGCCGCUGCAAAGCCUCUCGCACCACCAGUCUUCACUGGCGCACAGGCUCCACCAAUGCCAGAAGAUGUUACUCCAAUGCCGCACUCGUCGCUCUCUACCGAUUCAACUGAAAGCAAUCACAGUGAAGUCCAGCUCGUGAUGCCAUCUGCAGAAGCCUUUCGUGUUCCUGGUGAAGUCAACCCAGUAUUUCCGCUCACACUGGGAGUCCGUGGUGCAACAUAUCAUGCUCACAUCUUUCCAUUCGUCCAACAGCCGAAGGAUUUAUACAACCUAUGGGGACCGUCGAAGACUCUCAAUCAGUAUAUAUCGGUCAAUGAAGUUUGGACAAUCUACCAUCAUGGCGAACCGGUUGUUAAUGACCUGGGAGUCCAAACUCACAUAAAGCCAUCAUUGCGUGAAGUGGAAGAACAUUUUGCUGCACGAUGGCGUUCAAGUGCGAAGGCCAAGAAGGAAUGGUCACGUUUCAUCGAGAUCUGGGAGUACAUUCGCAAGCAAGCCGCCAAUCGCCAAGUCCCACAUUUGAUAGUUAUUGAAGAGCUGGAGGCGAUCCGCAACAUGUCAAGUCCUCGGAUGGGACUGAAUUCUCUCUAUUUACAUCUGAAGAAGGUUCGGGAGGACAAUGUUUUGGCUAGUCAACCUCAGGCAGCAGUCAAAGUCAAUAUCCCUGAAGUCGCUACUCGGAAACGAAAGGCACCGAUUGAUCCCCGUGGCAAGCAAAAAAAGCAGCACCUCAUGAGUUUGUAG